Entelurus aequoreus (snake pipefish) is the source of this 1176-nucleotide messenger RNA. It is a transcript of the gene hoxa13b, whose product is annotated as homeobox A13b. Gene Ontology annotation, biological process: regulation of transcription by RNA polymerase II. Gene Ontology annotation, molecular function: DNA-binding transcription factor activity, RNA polymerase II-specific; RNA polymerase II cis-regulatory region sequence-specific DNA binding. Lineage: Eukaryota; Metazoa; Chordata; Actinopteri; Syngnathiformes; Syngnathidae. The record is from RefSeq and is a predicted model, not a curated record.
AUGACCACGUCGCUGCUGCUGCUGCUGCUGUACUCGCACUGGGCCGAGCCGCCGGGGGUGUUCGUGUACGACUGCGGCCCGGAGGAGACAAACAUGGACGGCUUCCCGGGAGGCAACUUCGCGCCAAGCCAGUGUCGGAAUUUGCUGGCGCAUCCUGCCUCCUCCUACGGCGGCGGCGGCGGCGAGGUGGCCGUGUCCGGUGCGGGGGAGCCGGGGAAGCAAUGCAGCCCGUGUUCCUCCCCCAACGCGUCCUUCCCGUACGGAUACUUGGGCAGCGGCUACUACCCCUGCAGGGUGAGCCACAAGGCCUGCGCGCAGCCGUCCUCGUACGCCGACAAGUGCGUGGACGCGUCCGUGGCCGGCGAGGACUUCUCCAACCGGGCCAAGGAGUUCGCCUUUUACCAGGGCUACUCCCCGGGCCCGUACCAAGGCGGCUACUUGGACGUGCCGGUGGUCCCCGCGCUGAGUGCGCCCUCUGAGGCCAGACAUGAGCCGCUCAUGCCGGUGGAGACCUACCAGUACCAGCCCUGGUCCAUCACCAGCGGCUGGAGCGGCCAAGUGUACUGCAAGGAGCAGCCUCAGGCCAACCCCCUCUGGAAGACCUCCUUGCAAGACAACUCUUCUGGAGGAGGAGACCCCCACGUGCGCCGUGGAAGGAAGAAGCGUGUUCCUUACACCAAAGUGCAGCUGAAGGAACUAGAGAGAGAAUAUGUCAGCAAUAAAUUCAUCACCAAGGACAAAAGAAGGAGAAUAUCUGCUCAGACGAACCUGACAGAGAGACAAGUGACAAUCUGGUUUCAGAACCGGCGCGUAAAGGAGAAGAAAGUCGUGAAUAAAUUCAAGGGCUCCUGUUAGCUCCUCGUCCUGCUUUCUUCUUCCCGAAUGGACACACGGACACGAUGACUUCAUCACAAAUAAAUAUUACUUUGUAAUUUAUUACCUUAACUUUUGUCGCCAGUGUGCCUCCUUUUUGCUGGCCCUCCUCCUGGCGCCUUCUAAUGAAACAGCCCACAAGGAGCAGAACUGGUAGUUGCAGAAACACCACAUCAUUCAUUAGGCUUUCAUUCACUGCCUUCCAAUGCAGAAAGUCACAAUAUUGUAUUUAAAUGAAAUUAACAUUGUGCAGAUUUAUAUUUAUUUAGUUAAAGAAUCCACCAAUUUAUGCCACAAUCUGUA